Juglans microcarpa x Juglans regia is the source of this 1037-nucleotide messenger RNA. RefSeq names its product protein LATE FLOWERING-like. The coding region runs from base 252 to 830 and encodes 192 amino acids. The record is from RefSeq and is a predicted model, not a curated record. Lineage: Eukaryota; Viridiplantae; Streptophyta; Magnoliopsida; Fagales; Juglandaceae. The transcript has 2 exons. Gene Ontology annotation, molecular function: DNA-binding transcription factor activity.
UCUCGUCUCUCGUCACCUUAGCCUGCAGAAGCAUCUUGUAGGGUACCUUACCCCCACUCUCACUCUCUUAUCUCUUCUGUUCCCAAGCCCAUACACGUCUCUCUGUCAAGUACUCAAUUUAAUAAUUCGACCUAAACACUCUUCACUCUUCACAUUUCCCAACUCUUUUAGAACUUGGCUUCUGAACUCUCUUUUCUACUCUUUUUUUAUCAGAUCAAACGCCAAAAACUCAAAAGUCAGUUGUGACAGACAUGGAAGAUGAAGCAACCCAUGUUGGAGGAACUCAUGCAGAAGGCACAACAUCAAGAGUAUUCCCUUGUUUGUUUUGUUCAAGAAAGUUCUUCAGUUCUCAAGCUUUGGGAGGGCAUCAAAAUGCCCACAAGAAGGAGAGAACGGCUGCAAGAAAGUCCAAAAGGGCUGCUCAAGAUCAAUAUGCUCAAGGAAACUUUCCACCAUCUUUGCAACCUCCUAUGAUAUUUGCUCCAACUCAUCCCUUAGGAAUCUUACAUCCUUCCAUGUGUAUAACUGCACACGCUGCCAAUCUUCGCUGUUUUCCUAGUCACCAACCCUCGGAUCUUUUUGGAUCCAACGGUGCUCCCAGGUUUGAGAAUAUAGUAUACUAUGGUGGGAGUUGUCCAAGCAGUCAAUAUGGCUUUGAAAAUCAAGAGGAUGGACAAAGUUUCUUGAUUUGGAGAUCAAGAAGCACAUGCUGCAACAAUGGAGGAGGCUCCUCCCUGCAACAUUAUCUACCAGCAGGGAUGAUUAAUGAUUACAGUCUUGCGAAUAAGGACAUGAAAGAUCAAAAGCUUGACCUUUCUCUCCAUUUAUAGAAAGAACUUUGAUGUUUGAAUGGAUUAGCAUCUUUUUUGCAUUGUUGGGUUACAUCAUUUUCUUACUAAUAAUUAGAGCAUCUUCCGGCCUCCAUUUUUGGAAUGAAUUAAAUUGUACUAUCAUGACAUCAUUGAGUCUAGAAGCAUCAGAUCAGCUUUCAACAUUAUAUAUAUAUAUAUAUAUAUAUGCUAGCUGCAUUAAGAUCA